AUGUUUGGCAACUGGUUUACUGUUUUACUUGUGCUCAUUUGUGUGUUCGCCAACCCGUGCUUCUCUCUCCGUUUCCUGGGCGACAGAGAGACGUUUGCUAAAUUCCCUAAGUGGGAUGCUUGUAUCAACGCUUCCAUAGCUUUUGAAUUCAGAACCAGACAGAACGACGGCUUGCUUAUGUACACAGACGACAACGGCAAAUACGACUACCUCCAGCUUGCAGUGACAGAGGGAGCUAUACGUCUGUGGAUUAACUUUGUCCGAGAGAAAGAGCAGAGCGUGGAGAUUGAGUUGGGCAGGAACCUCAACGAUGGCAACUGGCACAGAGUGGAGGUCAAGAGAAACAGGAUGGAGACCACACUUCUGGUGGACAACAACCAGUCCAGCAAGGUUUCGUUUGGAUCAGACUUCAGCUUUGGAGACCGGUUGGAGACCAACAACUACAUGUACUUUGGAGGAGUUCCUGGCAACUACAGGCAGAACCUGGCCCGCCUCAACAUUCCCGCCAAUGUCCUCAACUCGCCAUUCCAAGGGGAGAUAAGAAACAUCCUGUACUUCAACUGUUCCUGCUUGCCCGUUAGGUAG
Messenger RNA from Candidula unifasciata, 585 nucleotides. The record is from the annotation of a GenBank genome assembly. NCBI's taxonomy places the organism in Eukaryota, Metazoa, Mollusca, Gastropoda, Stylommatophora, Geomitridae.